Molecule: messenger RNA, 2009 nt
Organism: Raphanus sativus (radish)
Lineage: Eukaryota; Viridiplantae; Streptophyta; Magnoliopsida; Brassicales; Brassicaceae
Exons: 1
Coding region: 37-1854 (605 amino acids)
Source: RefSeq, a predicted model, not a curated record
ACCUCCAUCUUGAAGGAAGAAUCGGCACAAGGUGCAAUGGGGCGUGUAAUGGCGGAACCUCCGAAUCUCAUGCUGCAAGCAAGAGAACUUCUUGCGACUCCAAGCCACGAAGGGUUAGAGACUCUUGUCAUUCAUCUCACAACUCGUCAAGAAACCACCACCGAAUAUCAAACGGCGCGUCCCCUCUUAAUCUUCUGCGCCAACAACUUCGCUAACUUGUUAACCCUAAAGCUUCUACAGAUGUUGUCUCGUUCUUCUACCAACGCCGUCCUCAGAUCCAAAUCGAUCAUUCUCCUUUCCGAAACCCUAGCCGCUUGUAAAUCUCGCAGGUUCGAACUAUCUCUCGUCGCUCUCGACGAAAUAAAACCCCUAGUGAUCUCUUGCUUGAGGAUGACGCAAGAAACCGAGAUCAGACUCUUCAGAAGAAUCGUGUCUUUCAUCGCUCACGACCUUGUGAUGCUCGAUAACGGCGGGUGGGACGAGCUCAGCGAUUGUAUCGUCGAGCUCGCGGGUACAGAGCCUCUGAAGGCUUUGCAUGUCUUCGUGUAUUUGCCUCCAGUGUACGGGAGAUUCAUCAACAGUUGUUUCCGGAGGAUUGUAGAGAGAGCAGAGAAGGUGUUGCUUACGCCUGAUCAAGAUAGGGUUGAAGAUUGGAGUUUAGGUUUACAAGCUGUUGUGAAACUUGGGAUUCAAGUCUUGGAUUCUGAGAUGAGAGUUGAUGUGGUGAAGGCUCUUCUUACUCUUCUUGUCAAGGCAGCGACUGAUCUCGUGGACAAGGGUAUGGAACCGUUUCUGGUACGUGGGCUUGUGGAUCUCGAGUUGUUCUUGUCACGAGAGAAGAAGUUGUAUAGUUACAACAAGGAUCAAUGUGAUUUUGUGUCUUGUUUCUUGUUCAAGAUCAAAGACUUGGGACCACUAACGAAGGAGGCUACGGGGAAGAUCCAUCGUUUGGUUAAGUUUACCCCAUCUCUCGCACAACAACAACAACAACGACAAGGUCAUGGAGCAUGUUCUGAACGUGAAUGGUCUGAUCGUUUGAACAACUUACCGCCACUUGAGAUCUUAAAAAUCUUUGCGUCUGCUGAUGUUGAAGAGAGGUUCAGAGUCACGGCAAUCAGACGGCUCAACGUGUUACUCUCUGACUACAUUACUAGGGAAAAGUCAACAGACGUUUCAUUGUUGAGACAACUUCAGCCGUUGCUCAUGUCUUGCCUUUCGAGUAAAGAAGGAAUCUCUGAGAGCAUGUUCAAAGUCCUCGGUGAGGUUGUCUACCACGUUGCGUUUCAGAUGACGAACUUCCAUUUUGACACAUGGUACGGUCUUUCCGAAUAUAUUGGAUCCAACAGCAAAACGGAGUUUGAGAGAGCGGUUUAUAUCUUCCAGUGCUUAACAAUGUGGCUAGACGAUGAGUUUAUGUAUUCUAUAGUGAAGUUUCUUCUCCCAGAGAUAAACAAAAGGCUAAACCCACCGAGAGAGGUGUUGGUAGAUAACAGUUGCUGGGUCUCGGCUUUUUUGGGUGCCUUCUGUGCCAUCAUUCAUUUGUUAGAGAGAGAAACUUCUGCUGUGGAGGAGUUGGCAGAUAAGAUGGUAGAUUCAGUGAGAGAGCUUGUGGAAAGAAAAAUGGAAGUUGGGCUUGUGGGGAGAGCUUUCAGAGAUGUGGAAAGCAUUGUGAAGAAGCAAAUGGAAUGGUUUGGUGAGAACGAAUACAAACUGAUUAAGGCCCUGCUUCGGAGACUCUACCUAAUCAAAGGCAUGACAAUGGAAAGCAAGAUGGUGUUGUGGAGAACCAACGUGUUUGUGGACAGGGGAUUGACUCACCUGGCUGAACAGCAACCAGACGGUGAGAUUGAUUAGUCUGAUAUUAUAUAGAUAGACGGUAAUGUCAAAUUGUAAAUCAUUUGAUAAAAAUUCUAUCAGUGUGUUUUCUCUCUGUUUGAUCAUUGCUUUCUUGAUCAUGUCUCGAGUUGAAAAAUCACUUUCAUUCAACAAAAUUUAUUUGUUGAGUUUUU